Sycon ciliatum is the source of this 4336-nucleotide messenger RNA. RefSeq lists its product as uncharacterized. The record is from RefSeq and is a predicted model, not a curated record. The coding region runs from base 646 to 3762 and encodes 1038 amino acids. NCBI's taxonomy places the organism in Eukaryota, Metazoa, Porifera, Calcarea, Leucosolenida, Sycettidae. The transcript is spliced from 19 exons.
UGUGCCCUGACACGUCUCAGUCCUGCCAGUCCUGCCACUUGCCAGUCCUGCGAGUCCUGCCAGCUUUGCGUUGUACAGGCAGUCAGACAGUCAGUAGUCAUAGUCACAGAUGAUUUGCAUGUCGUAGUUGGCAAAAUGUGCAAUGAUGUGCAGUGCGCAUUGACACUGUCCGACAUGUCAGGCACGUCAACAAGACAACAUCUCCGAGGCUGAGCAGCUCCUCGCAGUUCCAAUGACUAUGACGUCUAUGUUGCAAUCAUUCCUCAUUCUCACUCGCCUUUAGUUUAGCCUAGUUUAGGGUUGUACCGGUGGAAUGACAUUGAGUCCACCUUCAUUGCUUGUAGAAGAAAAUUAUCUUUGCCGCUCUCUUCCAUCAACACUCAAAGCUUUCGGCGAAGAGGAGUUUUUGGUGGACUGCUAAAAGGAAAUUUAUUCGAAGGCAUUUUUUCAGAAUGAAGAGCAUAAAAAUCUCGAGCAGUUACUCCAGGAAUGUGACGGACUAGAUCCUCGACCCAUCGCUGAUUGCCAUCAUAAGUUGCCUUCAGCCAUGCUCUAGCGGUUAGAGGGUAUUGUGGUUUGGUGUGAGGCAGUGGGCUGAAGUGAGAGAGUGGCGAUAGCUGGCAGUUUGGUGUUGUAGCUGACAUCAUGGCCGCUCCGCGCCAAGCAAGAACACUGAGCUUGACCAGGCUGGCAGAAGAGGUGAUGAAAUUGGCCAAGAAUGAUCCGAACAGGAAGAAACCCUUCUCCACAGCGCUAACAUCAGCUGCAAGAGACGCGAUCACAGACCAGGUCUCCACAGCAGCAUGCCACUUUUCACUAACAGGAAUGCAGCUACUACGUGAAGUCAAGUCAUUAGGAUCGCGGGAUCUGAUGAAGGAAGCCAACAAGAUUGUUGGAUCCAUAGACAGCUGCUUCUCUACACUGUUCCAAUCUUGCUCAAUGAUAAUACAAAAGCCUUCAGAUCUCUCUCACCGUACAGCAGCUGUCGGUGCCAUGUUUGAGGUGAUGGUCUGGAUCAAAGAGCUAGCAAAUCUAGCGCUGCUGAUGGACAAGAUCAAGAUUGAAAAGCAGCUGAGAAAGGUUCAAAAACAAUUAACAAAGCUUGGAGAAAAUCCUCAGCCUCAGCAGCUAGCACAGUUUCACAAGCAGCAUCAGCGAGCAAUGGAACUCUACAGUCAAUUCACCACGGCAACAGACACACUGACAAGUAGGCACGGCACAGAUCAGACGGCGGCAUCCAGUGUGAUCAGUAUAGUACUGAAAUGGUCACAACAACUAGUGCAGAUUCUCAUCACAGCCAGCAGUGGUAUGCUACUUGAGUGGAACAUUGCAAGUAGUAACAGUUCAGUGACUGCGUAUACUGGUGGUGGGAAGAGCAGUGUACUCGAGCCUAUCAUGAAUCAGCUAUCAGCAACACUGGACAGAUUGGCUGCACUGCUUGGGCAGGAGGAUGACACACACGAUUCACCAAAGAAAUCCCCAAAGAAGCCAGUCGCCCCGGCUGGAGUGCUGAGCAAUGCUUUAGCUGCAUUCGAACUUCUUGCAGCUAAAGAACCACCAAACGUUAACCGUGCAAAACUUGAAGCUCACAUCGCUUCACUUAGAAGACAAUGCAACACCAUCCUGCAGCACUCCGGUGCUUGUAUUGAUAUUCGUAACCAUGACAACAUACAUCAGCAUGGCAACCAUGAUGGCAACGAGCUGAUGACAGCACGUCAGACUAAAGCGGAGAUCGCCGUGGAAACGGUCACCCUGGCAAACAACACCCUGCUAUCGGCUGUAUCAGACCUGCCAUCAAACAAUACUCCUCGUGACCUGGCCACGCUGAAAUACUUUGACGACAGCCUCAACCGACUAUUGCCUGCUGUUGCGUCGCUAAGAAGACGUCUUAUGCGUGUAUGCGCUGAACACUACGUGUCAGUUCUGGCUCAUUUCGACCCAGCCGUAUUCGACAUGCUGCCGUCAGACUCGUCACAAGAUCAUGGCAGAACAAGAACCAUGUCUGACUCCAUCUCACCUCCAGGAGAGGUGUCACGUGAUCAGUUAGUAGUGUCACCAAUUGACUCCGUGUCCAGCGUGUCUUUGAAUAUGCCCUCACCGUCACCAACCUGGGAUUCCAAGACUCCUUCACCAGCCUCGCCAUUGUGUGUGCCACGGCAUGCAGGAGUGGAUGACGUGUACCGAGAAAUCGACUGCACUUUGGAAAGUGAUUUUCUGAAGUACAAAAGCAGAAUGCUAGACCAGCACCAGCACAUCCGUCAAAUGUGCAGGUCUAUGUCACUGCUAGCGAGGUCUCAAUCUCAAUGCGACAUUGCUCACCUGCUGCAAGGGAAGCUACAGUGCUUGACUGAUGUGUUUCUGGCAUGCUGUGACUGUAGGCGCUCUUGUACGAAAAGAACGGAGCAGAUCGGACUGGAUUCCCUGCUUCAAAUGUGCAUCGAUGCCUUAUGGUCGGUGUAUGAAGAGGCAUGUACACUGGUGUGUACAGAUGUACCUCUACUGGAUGUUAUUACCAUAAUUGAUUUACGUCUGUCAGAUAGCCUGGAAGCAAGUCGAACAUUCUCGCUGCUCGGAAGUACAGAUGCACUCAACAAGGUGUUAUCCAAUUCCUGCAAUCUGGCCAGCUUCCUCCUGCUUUUGCUGAAACAAAGAAUAGCUGAACUGAAGAGUGCGAAAAAUCAGAGACGCACACCAGGAUCACGUCAGUCUGCAGCAAGAGUACCACAGGAUGACCAGCUAGAAGAUAUAGUCAAGUGUCUUGAGAUGAAAGUGUUGCCUGACAUGCUGCAUGUCACUGCCACGGCGUCACGCACAUCCAGACUCAGAGAUGACAUCAGCAGAGUGGCAAGAGAGGUCACCGCUUUUCUCAAUGACCUGCACCUCUCCUCUCGUCAGCUGAAGUUGAGAAGCGGAUGGAAUCAAGUUGAAGCUGAUAACAGUGAUGAGGAGAGAGAGCUGUCUAAAGAUGAUGACAUGCCAACAGCCGGCCUUCUACACACCAUCCCUGAGACAUCACAGGACGACCCCCAAGGAGCACUGCAUAGCCGGUUACUUAACUUGUCAACUAUUGCAGAGGAGAGCGAGGGUAGUGAAGAAGACAACGACUUUGGGCUGAAGCGCUCUCAGAGCUUGUCCAGGAGAUCGUCAUUGAGAGCAAGUUGUCGCCUGCUCAGCCUCUCAUCGACGUCAUCGCUAUCCGAAGAGAAUGAAAUAGUCACCACCCUGUUCCAGGACUGGAGGUGGGCACGAUCACACAUUCAGGCUGUUGCCAGCGAGCUCUUUCAAGCCAUUGACCAUGCCCUGGCAAUAUUCAGUAAAGCACGGAGACGAGGAAGUGGAUCAGACCUGUCCAAGCUCAUUAAGCUCUGUCAGAUUCAGUGGGAAGACAUCAAUGAGCAAUGCCUUGUCAGGCUAAAGGAGGUUCUUGGCGACAGUCUACCGCAGAAACUAGUCGCCCUCUAUGCCAAUACAUCCCUGCUGUGCCACCAGCUGUCGUCCUUUGCGGACAAAGACGCUGAAUCCGCUGGUACGAGGGGUGAGAGUAGCGGGCUGGCGGAGAAUGAAACAAAGCUUCUCCAGCAGAACCUGACUGAUCUCAAGCAUUCCGCCGUGGAUACCCUCACAGCCACUCGCCGACACACCAACAUCAGAAAGAGCAGAUCCAAGCAACGUCCCGAGGUUGAAAAAGAGAAGCCACUGAGCGCAGACAGCGGCAAGCCAGGCUUGGUACUUCAAACUCAACAAGAAGAGUAUUUUAUUUGACAAUUGUUAACACUUGAGUGUUCUGAGAGAAAGGAUUGGAUUACAACCGGGAUACAUGUAUGUGCUAUUAUCUUCCCUCUUCUGAUUGUCCAUGGUAUAUUGCCAAGUUUUUUUGGCUUUGCACGUUGAAGAAUCUUUGAAGGGAGAACGAGGGACGGACUCUGAUCUCUUCUCAGCGCUGAGACACUUGAUACUUGAGGUUUCCUACACUCAUCCUCUCGGUUUAUUGAAUAAUGCUUAUAAUUAUCAUUACAAACUACCGCUGAAUUAUCAUAAAGAACAAUUAUCCUAUCCUUUAAGAGGAGAUACACGAAUGCGCAGAUUGAAUGUCUGAACAGUAUGCUAAGCGUCGUGUUUGUUAUAGUAUCACGUUCAAUAUCAAAUCUCUCUCUCUUUUAAAUGUUCGUUGUCACGAGAAUACGUUCUGGUUACUCUACUUGCUUGUGAUUUGUAUUUGGUGAUGACGCCAUGUGACAUCUAAUCUUAUUCAUAGCCUUGAUCAAAUUCCUGCAGGCUCCACGUCCAUUAUUUAUUCUAUCCUAGUUCAAGAAGAAAUGGGUAAAUACCAACUAAA